AUGGAAGUUCCAGUAACUAAAAGGUUUAAACAUUACAAUAGCAAACAAAAAAUACUUUUGGUUGGAGAAGGAGACUUCUCCUUUACUCUGUCUCUAGCGAGAGCCUUUGGUUCAGCAACUAACCUCACUGCUACCACUCUCGAUUCUCAAGAGCGCAAUUUCAAGAAUGGGAAGGCGAAUGUAGAAGAGUUGGAGAGACUCGGGUGCAAUGUAGUCUUUGGAGUUAACGUGCACUCCAUGACUGCAAAGCCUAACUUUGGUGGUUCUGCAACAUACGAUAGAGUUAUUUUUAAUUUCCCACACGCUGGAUUCGACUAUGGUCGUGAGCACGAAAUCAAAAUAAUCAUGUACGAUUGA
This is a messenger RNA of Eruca vesicaria subsp. sativa (arugula), 357 nucleotides long. The record is from the annotation of a GenBank genome assembly. Lineage: Eukaryota; Viridiplantae; Streptophyta; Magnoliopsida; Brassicales; Brassicaceae.